AUGGGUCUAAUCGAGCUUCAUCUCGAUGAAGUUGACCUAGUUCGAGCUAACCAAUUUAAUGACUAUCGACCUAAUUUGAUAAUGAUAUGGUAUGAUGUGAAAUUGAUAGCGGUGGUGUGGCUGGUGUUGCCACAGUUCAGAGGAGUUGCUUUCAUCUACAAUAAAUUUGUGAAGGAGAAGGUGAUUAAGCGAUACUACCCUAGGAUUAGAGGAGGCGAGCACAAAUCAUCGUCAUCGCCCCCAAACGGAAAGAAGAAGAACAAGCUUGUUGAUCUUAUGACCACUAAGGAAUCCAGUUGA
Molecule: messenger RNA, 300 nt
Organism: Lactuca saligna
Lineage: Eukaryota; Viridiplantae; Streptophyta; Magnoliopsida; Asterales; Asteraceae
Source: the annotation of a GenBank genome assembly